Cyprinodon variegatus (sheepshead minnow) is the source of this 852-nucleotide messenger RNA. RefSeq names its product ring-infected erythrocyte surface antigen-like. The record is from RefSeq and is a predicted model, not a curated record. Lineage: Eukaryota; Metazoa; Chordata; Actinopteri; Cyprinodontiformes; Cyprinodontidae.
AUGAACACUUUAUGCUUCUCCUGGUGGAAACACCUGGAGGAAAACCAGGAGGAACACCUGGAAAAACACCUGGAGGAACACCUGGAAAAACACCUGGAGGAACACCUGAAAAAACACCUGGAGGAACACCUGAAAAAACACCUGAAGGAACACCUGAAGGAACACCUGGAGGAAAACCAGGAGGAACACCUGAAGGAACACCUGGAGGAACACCUGGAGGAAAACCAGGAGGAACACCUGNAGGAACACCUGGAGGAAAACCAGGAGGAACACCUGAAGGAACACCUGGAGGAACACCUGGAGGAAAACCAGGAGGAACACCUGGAGGAAGAACACCUGAAAAAACACCUGGAGGAACACCUGGAGGAACACCUGGAGGAACACCUGGAAAAAAAAGAGGAACACCUGGAGGAAAACCAGGAGAAGCACCUGAAGGAAAACCUGGAGGAACACCUGAAGGAAAACCUGGAGGAACACCUGGAGGAAAACCAGGAGGAACACCUGGAAAAAAUGGAGGAACACCUGGAGGAAAACCAGGAGAAGCACCUGAAGGAACACCUGGAGGAACACCUUGAAAAAAACAUGGAGGAACAUCUAGAAGAACACCUUAAAAAAAACAUGGAGGAACAUCUAGAAGAACACCUGGAGGAAAACCAGGAGGAACACCUGAAGGAAAACCUGGAGGAACACCUGGAGGAAAACCAGGAGGAACACCUGGAGGAACACCUGGAGGAACACCUGGAAAAAAACAUGGAGGAACAUCUAGAAGAACACCUGGAGGAAAACCAAGAGGAACACCUGAAGGAACACCUGGAGGAACACCUGGAAAAAAAAACAUGGAGGAACACCUGA